UAGAAGCUCAUAGCAAAUCAGUAACAGAAUUACCUCCACAACGUAAGACAGCGCAGAGCCUCGUAGUCUACAUACCUAAACAAAAUUUGAUAAAUUUUCAAGCACAAACUCAAUUGAAAAACAAAAUGUUCAAAUUGCUUCUUGUCGCCACAACACUUUUCGCCGUCGCCUACGCUGCUGGUGAUCCUGCGGAUGCUCACGCCACUAUCCUGAAGUAUGAUAAUGAAGUGAAUCCCGAUGGCAGCUACAAUUACGCGUACGCAACGUCGAAUCGGAUUCAGGCGCAAGAGAGCGGUGUUGGCAGCUCGUAUGCUGCUGGCUCAUACUCGUAUACCUCACCCGAGGGUCAGCCCAUACAAUUGACUUACACAGCCGAUGAAAAUGGUUAUCAACCUAAAGGUGAUCAUUUGCCUACGCCGCCACCAAUUCCAGAUUAUAUUCUGAGAGCGCUGGCUUAUAUUGAAGCCCAUCCAUUCGAGAAGAUUCAGCUGAAAGGAAAGUAAAUAAGCGGAAUUUCUCGUCUUAUUUGCGUUGCUAGAAAGCGCAUUACUUUAAGAAAUUAGCAAAUUUUCAUUUACUCACUUUGGACAAAUAUCACUCAGGCAUAUAUAUACAUAUACCAUAUACUUUUUAUAACACAUUAAUCAGUGUUGAAAAGUUCUUUACUUACAUAUUAACCUAGAUAAAUGUAUUUGUAAAUUGUAAAUAAAACCAUUACUGUAAGAGUAU
Messenger RNA from Bactrocera latifrons, 729 nucleotides. Its product is annotated as pupal cuticle protein Edg-78E-like. Gene Ontology annotation, molecular function: structural constituent of chitin-based larval cuticle. NCBI's taxonomy places the organism in Eukaryota, Metazoa, Arthropoda, Insecta, Diptera, Tephritidae. The record is from RefSeq and is a predicted model, not a curated record. Gene Ontology annotation, cellular component: chitin-based extracellular matrix. The transcript has 2 exons. The coding region runs from base 126 to 503 and encodes 125 amino acids.